UAAACCCCAGAUCCUCUGUCCUGCCACAUUUGGCCGGAGAUUCAUUCCAACUGCCUCGAAACGGCUUGCUACAACCCGCGGCAAGACUUGCAAGAUGUCCGCAGCCUGGCUCACAUCACCGGUCCAGCUGACAGGGAGUCGGGAGUUCACCUGUGAUGGCUUCACAACGGAACAAUGUGACUACUAUAUACAGCGAUGGCAUUUUUGGUACAUCGCCGACUAUGUCUACGCUCUACCGACCAUCGCGUUCUUUAUGUGUUCAAUUGGGAUCUUCAUCAUCGGGUACUUCCUUUCUUCGAUACUUGGUAACCGGAGAAAGUUUCGGGGCGCCCGAGUAUGGCAAAGGUUGAUUGCCUUCAUCCGAUACUUGUCCUACCGUGGCUUUCAUGUCUGUGCACUGGGAUGGAGUUCAGCUCCCUUGGGAGUCCUGCUUCUGGGUGCGGCAGGGGCCGUCUUCUUCCUCUGCAUGGUGCUCAUUCCCCAGCCUUACUACUGGUCCAGUCUAGACUAUGGUGGUUCGCCUCCCCUUGCUACAAGAUCGGGAUGGAUGGCGCUGGCGUGCAUGCCCUUUGUCUUCGCAACGGCCACCAAGACGAAUUGGAUCACCCUCUUUACCGGCGUCUCCCAUGAGAAGCUCCAAGUAUUUCACCGAUGGAUAGCCUAUGCCUUCUUUGUCCUCGCGCUCUUGCAUACUUUUCCCUUCAUUGUCUACCAUAUCCGAUUCCAUGACAUGGUGAUGCAAUUUGAGAUGAGCCUUAUUUUUUACUGGACCGGAAUUGUGGCUAUCAUCUUCCAGGCCUGGCUUACCUUUGCCUCACACAGUGUGAUUAGAGAACUGGGCUACGAAUUCUUCAAGGCGACACACUUCUUUGCUGCUGCCGUUUUUAUUCUAAUCUUCUUCUGGCACUGCGACUAUACCCUGACCUCCUGGCACUACUUUAUCGCGACAGCCGCCGUAUACGUCCCAUGUUUCCUCCAUCCCUGGCUGCGGACGCUUUUCGAGUAUGGAAUGUGCCAAAAGGCCCAAGUUCACCUGGAAAGCAACGGCUUCAUCCGGAUCACAAUCCCCGUGGCCUUCCGGUGGCGACCCGGCCAGCACUGCUUCCUCCGCUUCACCAGCUUCGGGCUACUCCAUGCGCUCUCGGCGCACCCGUUCACCAUCUGCUCCCUGCCAGCAGAAAAGCCCGGUGACGAAUCCCACCUCGUCUUCUACAUCCGCCAUCAAGGCGGUUUUACGGCGCGCCUUUACGAAUACGCCGUGGCGCGCCUGGAGGCUUUUGUGCCGGUGCUCGUCGACGGCCCGUACGGCGGAAUCAACCUGCAAUCCUACGUUUGCAGCGACAAUCUCCUGUUGAUUGCAGGGGGAUCUGGCAUUGGAUGGACUUUGCCGUUCAUUCAGCAAUUCCUCGCGUCACGGUCAGCGUCUGGUGACGUAGAAUCUGGCCAAGGAAUUGAUGUCGUGAGCGAGGACGAUACAGAAGCAGCAAGGUACAAUAACCCGCCUUCCAGCAAUGGCGUUUCUGCGCCUCGCUCCCUGCGGGUCAUCCUGGCAACUAGAGACACCGAAAGCCGCAUGUGGUUCGAUCAAGCUAUCAGUCGGCUGCUGGACGAGUUCCCCAUGCCCGGCGCGCUGCUCGAUCUUCACAUUCAGAUCCAUCUGACUGGUGACGAGUCCGACCGGCAACCGACCCAGAGACAGCAGACCCCCGCUGAAUUGAAAGAGCAGGGGCCCUUGCACGCAAGUGGGGAUAUUUCGAACUAUCAAGCGAUGCUCACCAUGGACAGCUCGAAGGGCCGGCCACAGCUCCCUGCGAUCAUUCACGAAGCAGUUCAUCCCGGCGAGUCGCUCGGGGUUUAUGUUUGUGGGCCGAUUUCGAUGCAGAGUGAUGUUCGCAAUGCGGUUGCUGAGGAGAACUUGAAGGUCCUGAAGGGGGCCAAGUCGGGCGGGAUUUAUCUGCAUUGCGAGCAUUUUCAAUGGGCAUAGUAGCAGGGAUUUGUGUUGAUACUUAGUUCAUUGGUUGACCGCGCUGAAGACUGGCUAGUCCAAUCUCAAGGCUGAGAUAUGCAGACAAAGUUGAGGUCCCUGAGGUAUCCAUGCCGAUUUGAAGAGCGACCGCUAUGCAAAGUGCUGAAGGCUAGAAAUUGACUUCCGUUUGCCCUACAUGGCGAGAUCCAUUGGAGGAAUUUGAUCGUUGGGCUUAGAAGGUGUGAUUUGAUUGAGCUCAAUUGCGCACAAUUCGACCAGGGUCAGAAUUGGUGUGAGGGGUCGGACUCGCUCAGGCCAUACUCAGGCCAUACUAAGGCCCUCCAUCACACUCGGGCCUUUUACAAGUAUGGCCUUAACGAAGAACCUUUGCCUCCUAUCAUAUUGAAUGUAUUAGCAGAAGAUUACGGGAGCCUUAAACAAUAUAUUAGAUUACAGAGA
Messenger RNA from Aspergillus aculeatus ATCC 16872, 2425 nucleotides. RefSeq lists its product as uncharacterized. NCBI's taxonomy places the organism in Eukaryota, Fungi, Ascomycota, Eurotiomycetes, Eurotiales, Aspergillaceae. The transcript has 6 exons. Gene Ontology annotation, molecular function: ferric-chelate reductase activity. The record is from RefSeq and is a predicted model, not a curated record. Gene Ontology annotation, biological process: copper ion import; intracellular iron ion homeostasis; iron ion transport. Gene Ontology annotation, cellular component: plasma membrane. Bases 95 to 1984 code for a protein of 629 amino acids.